CAUCAUCGACGUCAACCUCAUCCCCGCACUUUCCUCCGUUCCCCAAGGGACAACUCCAAGCACACCAAAGACAUCAGGCUACCGAAUGGCUUCCAAGCAGGUGACCAAGAGGUUGCUACAUGAGUUACGCUCAUAUGAAAAGGACCCAAGUGAUGCACUACUCCAUCUCGGUCCCAUCAACGACGAAGAACUGACCCACUGGACUGCUGUACUCAGAGGAGUGGAAGGCACCGCAUACCAAAACACAUAUCCCAACAAACCUCCUACCAUCACAUUCGUCACCCCCAUCUGCCAUCCGAAUGUACAUUUCAAAACUGGAGAGAUAUGUCUGGAUCUGCUCAAGUCUAGUUGGAGCCCCGUGUAUUCCGUCCGACAGACUUUAGAGGCCGUGCAGCAACUUCUCACUUCUGCCGAGCCUGACAGUCCCCUGAACAUCGACGCGGCCCAACUAUUACGCCAGGGUGAUCAGCUGGGCUAUGAAGCCUUGGUGCGUUUCUAUACCAAAACGUUGCGGUGGAACGGAGAG
Molecule: messenger RNA, 526 nt
Organism: Aureobasidium vineae
Lineage: Eukaryota; Fungi; Ascomycota; Dothideomycetes; Dothideales; Saccotheciaceae
Source: the annotation of a GenBank genome assembly